Molecule: messenger RNA, 984 nt
Organism: Spirometra erinaceieuropaei
Lineage: Eukaryota; Metazoa; Platyhelminthes; Cestoda; Diphyllobothriidea; Diphyllobothriidae
Source: the annotation of a GenBank genome assembly
AUGAACUCGCCUAAGACUCCGACGAUAUUUGCGAAUCCUUGCAUGACAGUCUUGAAGGAGCACUGGGAUCAUUCGCCUGCCGUGCUGAAGUACUGUGUGUCUCGCCAGUUCUGUGUAGACCGAAGGUUUGUAUGAAACACACUUCGGCAGCACAUUGUUGUCGAGACGACUGUGCAGAAAUCGAAUCUGCGCAUGAUUAGACGACUCUCGAAGGACAAAGGUUUCCCACUGCUGAGCAGAUCGGAGAGCAGUGCGCCAAAAAAGAUUGCCGAUAGUAGCGACCAGGCGAGUUCCAGGAACUGUCUUCGUCAUCUGAACUGCUUCCUGGAAUUCUCCUGUUCGCUUCUGAAGAGUGCUCUUUUGUCUCUGCCUGCUCGCAAUCUCAAUUUAAGCAAUGAAGGCUAGCCAACCUUCCAGUCGUAACCGCGGCCGCCGACGAGAAUGCUGGUGACCACUGAGGGGCGCGAUCCAGUCAACCGCCCUGACUGUACUCGGCCGUAUAUGUCGCCAACAUCAAGACUGGCUCGACGACAAUGACGCCACCAUCAUCAACCUGCUCACCGAGAAGAACCAUCAGCAAAAACCUACGUCAAUCGCCCCAACGACAACAGAGCGACCUUCUACCGAAGUUUUCACCUUGUGCAACAUCCGCUUCGGGAGGUGCAGGACGCCUGGACGGCUUGCAAGGGUGGGGAGGUCCAAGGGUACGCAGACCGCAACGAAUGGAAGAACUUCUUUUCCGCGAUCAAAGCUGUCUACGGUCCGCCGACGAAGGGCACCGCUCCUCUCCUCAGCGCCGACGGCAGCACUCUCCUGACUGAGAAGACGCAAAUCCUACAGCGAUGGGCCGAGCACUUCCGAGGCGUCCUCAACCGCCCUUCCGUCAUCUCCGACGCCGCCAUCGCCCGCUUGCCGCAAAUGGAGACCAACGUGGACCUCGACCUCCCACCCUCUCUCCACGAAACCAUCAGGGUCGUACAGUAG